AACGAUUUCCGGUCGGCUUGGAGAAAAUGUCAACACGUUUUUUGGAAGGACAAAAAGUCACGGUAUUCAAUUUCAGAGCUUAAAUUAGCGUUUGGACAUGAAAUGAGGGAGUGAAGCAGGAGGUUCUCAUGAAUGAAGAAACUGACUUUGAAGGAGAUGCCUAUACAACCUGCCUAAAAGUGCCUAUAUAGUAUAAUGUUCGGUACUGGAAAUAUAAAAUCAUAAUUGUUUUCUCCAAUGAACAAUAAUGUAUGGAGUAAUGAACAGAUAUUCCUACUUGUGUAGGAGACAUAUUUAUACCUUUAUUCAAAAGAAUGGUUUAUCAUCAUGUUACCACCAAAAUGUAAGCCGUUUGUUAGGGUCAUGUGUAUUGGACAAAGGAAACACCUGCAGUGGAACCAAUAUGGGACUGUAUCGAUGGCCAUGGCCAUGUCAUCAGUGUUCUGUAGCAAGGAUACAUACAACUGCCAACUGUACGGCCGGACACAACCGCUGGUCAAAUAUCAAACACAUUAAAGGACGAUCAGACCACAAACGAGCGUUACUGUAUUCCAAUCACAUUAAAAUUAUAACAGGAGUUUGCAAUAAUACAAAAGAAAAGAAUCCAAAAUACAAUCCAGAACUGGCCCGAUGUUUGACAGCUGCUAAAGCGGCUGGUGUUCCAACAGAUUUGCUGAAUAGAUUAAUGGACAAAUUAAAACGUACCGACCUGAAGCCAUACCUGUUAGAAGUGGAGGGUCCUGAUGGGAUCGGAAUUCUGCUCCAUUGUAUGGUAAUAGGAGAACAUGAAACUAGCGAGAUCCAUGCACCUCUCAAGAAAAAAGGAUAUAACAUCGGCCGUAAAGUCAACGUGGCCUACAAGUUUGACCACAAAGGAGUGAUCACAGUGCCACCUAGGAAUCAGGAGGAGAUAAAUCUGGACGAGUACCUAGAGGUUGGUUUAGAGGCUGGGGCAGAAGAUGUCACUCUGGAAACGGACGGGGAUGGAAACCAUUUUAUACAGUUUAUUUGUCAGCCUAGUGAAAUGAACAUUGUAGUCGGUAAAAUGGAGAAAAUGGGUUUGAAUGGAAUACUGAGUCAAGAGGUGUACAGUCCAAUUUAUCCUGUGAUGGUCACCCAGGAGAAAGGAGAGGCAAUUCACUCCCUCUUCAACCAGAUCAUCUCAAAGCAUGAUUUUAUUGAAGAUGUGACGUAUAACUUUGAAAUUUUGGGUGAAAGUGAAUAAAAGAAUUACUUAUGAUAUUUUUAUAAUAAA
Molecule: messenger RNA, 1255 nt
Organism: Pecten maximus
Lineage: Eukaryota; Metazoa; Mollusca; Bivalvia; Pectinida; Pectinidae
Product: probable transcriptional regulatory protein HRM2_04000
Exons: 6
Coding region: 248-1225 (325 amino acids)
Cellular component (GO): mitochondrion
Source: RefSeq, a predicted model, not a curated record